Molecule: messenger RNA, 456 nt
Organism: Staurois parvus
Lineage: Eukaryota; Metazoa; Chordata; Amphibia; Anura; Ranidae
Source: the annotation of a GenBank genome assembly
CGCGGCUCCCGGAGCACGCAGUGCGGCGAUCGGCGGUGCGCUGUGUCGGCUCAGUCAUGUUAUCAGCUGUGUCCAAUCACAGCUGAUCACAUAGGGGACAUGUACACAGAUCAUCAGAGCACUGAUGAUCACCCCAGCAGUGCCACCUGUCAGUGUCCUUCAGUGUCAGCUCUCAGUGCUCAUCCAUGCCACCUGCCAGUGCCCAUCAGUGCCACAUCAGUGCCACAUUUCAGUGCCCAUCAGUGCCACAUCAAUGCCACAUAUCAGUGCCCAUCUGAGCUGCCUUUCAGUGUCACCCAUCAGUGCCAGUCAGUACCACCUAUCAAUGCCAGUCAGUGCCACCUAUCAGUGCUGCCAAUCAGUGCCACCUAUCAGUGCCAGUCAGUGCCACCUAUCAGUGCCAGUCAGUGCCGCCUAUCAGUUUGCAUCAGUGCCGCCUAUCAGUGCCCGUCAGUG